GUUAGGUUCGGCUAGGGCUUCGCCUCUUUUCUACUUCCGCUACCCCACUUCCGGCCGAGGACUGGCCGGGUGACCGCGCUGCGAGGGACGGCGCCUGGGGGCGGGCGAGGGGGGUGUGCGGCCAGAUGCCGCAGUAGCAGGCGCUGACAGUUGGUACCUUCCACCUUUCACUCCGUCGAGGCGCGUGACGCCUAAAACCCAGGAUGGCUGGGAAGAGGCCCCCAGGCAGGCAGCCCCUGCUGCUGUGGCUGCUUGUCGGCGUCGCCGGAGUCCACCUCGCCACCUGUCCAUACACCAAAGUGGAGGAGAGCUUCAACCUGCAGGCCACGCAUGACCUGCUCUACCACCGCCUGGACCUGGACAAGUAUGAUCACCACGAGUUCCCUGGCGUCGUCCCCAGGACGUUCCUCGGGCCCCUGUUCCUGGCGGCCUUGUCCAGCCCUGCAGUCUACGUGCUUUCGCUGUUCGAGCUGCCCAAGUUCUAUUCCCAGCUAGUAGUCAGGGGAGUCCUCGGGCUCACCGUCAUUUCUGGACUCUGGACGUUCCAAGAAGAGGUGCGGAGGCAGUUUGGGGCCCUGGUGGCCUCCGUUUUCUGCUGGAUGACGGCCACGCAGUUCCACCUGAUGUUCUACUGCACGCGGACGCUGCCCAACGUGCUGGCCCUGCCCCUGGUCCUCUGGGCCCUGGCGGCCUGGGUGCAGCAGAGGUGGGCCCGCUUCGUCUGGCUCUCGGCCUUGGCGAUCCUCGUCUUCAGGGCCGAGCUGAGCCUGCUCCUGGGCCUGGCGCUGCUGUGGGCGCUGUGCGGGAGGAAGGUCUCCGUGGCGCAGGUGCUCGGCCUCGCUGUCCCGGCGGGCGCCGUCUGCCUGGGCCUCACGGUUGCCGUGGACUCGUAUUUUUGGCGCUACCCUGUUUGGCCGGAGGGACAGGUGCUCUGGUUCAACACUGUCCUGAACAGGAGCUCCCGCUGGGGCACCUCCCCGCUGCUGUGGUACUUCUACUCGGCCCUGCCGCGCGGCCUGGGCUGCAGCAUUCUCUUCGUCCCGCUGGGCCUGGGGGACCGGAGGACACGUGCACUGCUGCUGCCGGCUGUGGGCUUCGUGGCCCUCUACUCCCUCCUGCCGCACAAGGAGCUGCGGUUCAUCAUCUACACCUUCCCGGUGCUCAACGUCGUGGCCGCCAGAGGCUGCGCCCUUGUGCUGAGUAACUACAGGAAGUCCUGGCUGUGCGCCGCCGGCUCCGUCCUGGUCGUGGGGCACCUCGUCGUGAACGCCACCUACUCAGCCACGUCCCUGUACGUGUCUCACUUCAACUACCCGGGUGGCGUGGCCCUGUGGAGGCUGCAUGAGCUGGUGCCGCCCCAGACAGAUGUCUCUGUGCACAUCGAUGUGGCCGCUGCGCAGACGGGCGUGUCUCGGUUCCUAGAAGUCAAUGCCAACUGGAGCUACGACAGGCGGGAGGACGUGCGGCCGGGCGCGGAGCACAUGCUGGCCUACACGCACCUGCUUGCGGAGGCAGCGCCCGAGCUCCUGGCCCUGCACCUGCGCACGCACCGCGUCCUGGCCCGUGUCGCGGGCACCAGCGGCGUGAGCCUCAACCUGAGCAGGCUGCCUCCCUUCAGCGUCCACCUGCAGCCGAAGCUGGUGCUCCUGGAGCGACGCUGAAGACGGCGUCCGGCAGAGGACCCAGGGCGGCCCCUCCGCCCCCGAGGCCCUCCGAGAACACGGAUCCGUCAGCUUCCAGCACAACUAAGACAGCCCGGAGGAAGAGACCCAGGAACCUCAAGCUCACCCCCACGCG
This is a messenger RNA of Choloepus didactylus (southern two-toed sloth), 1797 nucleotides long. It is a transcript of the gene ALG12, whose product is annotated as ALG12 alpha-1,6-mannosyltransferase. Gene Ontology annotation, cellular component: endoplasmic reticulum membrane. The record is from RefSeq and is a predicted model, not a curated record. The transcript has 10 exons. Gene Ontology annotation, molecular function: alpha-1,6-mannosyltransferase activity. Gene Ontology annotation, biological process: protein N-linked glycosylation. NCBI's taxonomy places the organism in Eukaryota, Metazoa, Chordata, Mammalia, Pilosa, Megalonychidae. The coding region runs from base 204 to 1661 and encodes 485 amino acids.